AUGAUCCCCCUCCGGUCAGCCGUGAGGCCGGGGGUGCCUCGAGAAGCACUUCUGUGCUCGCGAUUCUCAUUCAGGGCAAGGCCAUUGUCUGUCCGCGGGUUCCUCUCGUCCUCGCACAGGCGAUCGGGCAUCGCGGAUGACCAGGCCUCUUCGGCAUUCCGCCGUACUUAUUUCUCUGCCAAUCGAUUGUACGAUGGUUCAGAGGCUAAGGGCGGCUUGCUCUCUUCCUUUGAAUCCGCCAAUCCCUCCCAUAAUUCGACCUCACCCAAUUCUCCGGCCGCAAGCGAAACCCCGACACACACCAAUUCGACAGAGACGGUGUCAACGAGGCCAAUUACGACAGAACAAACCAUACACGAAUUACCGCACCGACGGAGGAAACGUCUUAAGGAUUCCGAGACCGGCCAAACGGAGCAAGCAAUCCCACUCGAUGCAUCGGCACAAUUGUCCAAGUUCUCAUCCGCCCUCCCCACUACCUCCCUCCGCCGCAAGCUCGCGGCCUUUCUCGCCCUCACAAAACCCCGACUUUCUUUCCUGAUUCUCCUUACCACCACAUCUGCAUAUGGGAUGUACCCGAUCUCGAAUCUCCUCACCCUCGAUCCGGCCAUGACCCCGCUGCCGACUCUUUCGACCUCGACCCUCACUUUCAUAUACUUGACCACGGGCACAUUUCUAUCCUGUUGUAGUGCCAAUACGCUGAACAUGAUGUUCGAGCCGCAAUACGAUGCGCUGAUGGCCCGUACGCGCAACCGUCCCUUGGUUCGCGGGCUGGUCUCGCGCCGCGGGGCGCUGCUUUUCGCCAUUGGCACUGCGACGGCCGGUCUCUCACUGCUCUACAUCGGAACCAACCCAACCACCACCGCACUAUCUGCUGCAAAUAUCGUCUUGUAUGCCUUCGUAUACACGCCGCUGAAACGCAUCCACGUCAUCAACACCUGGGUUGGCGCCGUGGUUGGUGGCAUCCCCCCGUUGAUGGGCUGGGUCGCGGCAGCGGGCCAGACGGCAACGACGGGCCACGACACCUGGCGCGAUAUGCUCUUUAGCGAGGACAGCAUUGGAGGCUGGCUGUUGGGAGGUGUAUUGUUCGCCUGGCAAUUCCCGCACUUUAACGCGCUCUCCCACAUCAUCCGGGAGGAUUACAAGGCCGCCGGCUACAGGAUGCUGUGCUGGGUGAACCCGGCACACAAUGCGCGCGUCGCCUUGCGCUAUUCCGUCCUGAUGUUCCCUAUCUCUAUUGGUCUCUGGUGGGUCGGCGUCGUCGGCCACGGGUUCUUGGUCGGCAGCACUGUCGCCAAUGGCUGGCUCGUUCGCGAAGCCUACCGCUUCUGGCAACAACAGGGUGCCCACGGUACGGCGCGCGGCCUCUUCUGGGCCAGUAUCUGGCAGCUCCCCAUUCUCCUGGUCGGCGGCCUCGUGACCAAGAAGGGUCUCUGGGAUGGCGUCUGGCGCAAUCUCUUUGGACAGCCGGAGGAAGACGAUGAAGAGUAUCUGUACUAUGAGGACGAGAAGGACAGCAUUGAGGCCGAGCCCGAGCGUCUUGGGAACACUAAAGCCGGCGCAUCGGUUCCUCCCGCGUCAAAUCGUUCUGUCUUAUCCACAUGA
Molecule: messenger RNA, 1602 nt
Organism: Penicillium alfredii
Lineage: Eukaryota; Fungi; Ascomycota; Eurotiomycetes; Eurotiales; Aspergillaceae
Gene: cox10
Product: protoheme IX farnesyltransferase
Exons: 1
Coding region: 1-1602 (533 amino acids)
Biological process (GO): heme biosynthetic process
Cellular component (GO): mitochondrion; membrane
Molecular function (GO): protoheme IX farnesyltransferase activity
Source: RefSeq, a predicted model, not a curated record